Messenger RNA from Tarenaya hassleriana, 1820 nucleotides. Its product is annotated as root phototropism protein 3. Lineage: Eukaryota; Viridiplantae; Streptophyta; Magnoliopsida; Brassicales; Cleomaceae. Bases 174 to 1511 code for a protein of 445 amino acids. The record is from RefSeq and is a predicted model, not a curated record. The transcript has 2 exons.
UCUUUUGAAUGGCAACCAGUUUGCUGUUUCUGUUUUCUAGUUAGGAUUGUAGUAAAUUUUGACAUUACAUCAUCCAAAUCAUUUCGCCGUUUCUCCACAUAUAUAUAAUAAACCACACCACAUUCAACCUUUUUACACUAUAUGUACCCAUUUCCCGACCAAAACCGAUUACAAUGAAGAAGACAAUCCUGCCGGAAUCCGUCACCGUCUCCGGCAUAUCCCCGCCGCAUACCGCCGUCGUGGACUAUCCAUGGUUCGACGACGCAUGUAUCCUCGACAUGGACUACUUUGUCAAAACCAUCUCCGGAAUCAAAGCCAAAGGCGUUCGUCCCGACCUCAUCGGCUCCAUCAUCGCUCAUUACGCCUCCAAGUGGCUCCCCGAUCUCUCCGGCGCCGGGAAAUCUGUAAUCUCCGACGACCCACUUCCCCCACCGCCGCAAUCCGAGAGCGUUACGGCCUCCCUGAUGAAGAAACGUUUCUUCGUCGAGACCCUCGUCGGGAUUCUCCCGCCGGAGAAGGAUUCCGUCCCCUGCAACUUCCUCCUCCGCCUCCUCCGGACAGCGAACAUGGUCGGAGCCGAACCCAGUUACCGGUCCGAUCUGGAGACAAGAAUUUCGUGGCAGCUCGACCAGGCCUCGCUCAAGGAGCUCAUGAUUCCUUCGUUCAGCCACACGUGCGGAACGUUGCUCGACGUCGAGCUCGUGACUCGGCUGGUGAAGAAGUUCGCCGGAUUGGACAGUGAAGGCGUCAAAAGCGGAGCGGCCCUAGUUAAGGUGGCGAAGCUUGUCGACUCUUACUUGGCGGAGGCCGCCGUCGACGGCGGCUUGAGUCUGCCAGAGUUCAUCGCCUUAGCCGGAGCUCUCCCGAGUCACGCUCGUGCUACAGAGGAUGGUUUGUACAGAGCCAUCGAUACUUACCUCAAGGCGCAUCCUCAGGUGUCGAAGCGAGAAAGGAAAGUUCUUUGCCGGCUCAUAGACAGUCCAAAGCUAUCAACAGAAGCCUCUCUCCAUGCUGCACAGAACGAAAGAUUACCAGUAAGAGCCAUAAUCCAAGUGUUGUUCACCGAGCAGACGAAGCUGAGCCGGCACGUGGAGUGGAGCGGCUCGUUCACCAGUGCCAGGAGCCCUAACCCCACCAGCUCGCAGUAUUCAGAGCCAGGCCCGGCUCGAUGUACGUCCAAACGGGAGAUUAACUUUCAACAAGCCGAGAUAAGGAGGCUCAAAGAGGAUGUAGCCAGGCUGCAGAGCGAGUAUGGAGCAAUGCAAGCUCAGCUAGAGAGGCUGAUGGAGAAGAAGGGUAGUAGUAAUAGUAACAGUAAUGGGGGGAGUAAAGGGUUCUUCCGGUGGAGGAGGCUCGGGAUAAUGCCUUCGAUAAGGAGCGGAAUCAGCGUCAGCGUGGAGAAGAUAGAAAACGGCGGCAAUGAGGAAGGAUUCGAGACACCGGGAAAUAUGAAGACUAGGCUUGUCAAGGGAAGAACUACGCCUUCUCGCUGGAGAAAAUCUCUGUCUUAAUGCGAAAUUCCCUGAAUGCUCCUGGAUCUCUAGUAUACUUUCUUUGCAAAUAUCGCCGCACAUUUUCGCUUAUUAAUCUUCUGUUCUUUUAUGAACUCUCGCAUUCUGAUCUCUUGACCACUUUCUCUUCCGCACUCUUCUCCGGGGUUUUCUUGAAAUCAGAUCACAGUUCUGCCUUUUUAUCUGUGGCUGUCUCUAGAAUCUGUUCCAUGCUGUUCUUUUUCUUGAUGGUUUCAUCGAUUUUCUCGUUUGUGUCUGAGUCGUCCUUGUUGUUGUUUCCAGUAAACUCCGAAGCCAUUUCCCUCCUGA